Molecule: messenger RNA, 1464 nt
Organism: Ostreococcus tauri
Lineage: Eukaryota; Viridiplantae; Chlorophyta; Mamiellophyceae; Mamiellales; Bathycoccaceae
Product: WD40 repeat
Exons: 1
Coding region: 1-1464 (487 amino acids)
Biological process (GO): regulation of gene expression
Cellular component (GO): nucleus
Molecular function (GO): histone binding
Source: RefSeq, a predicted model, not a curated record
AUGAUCACCGACGAGACGUACGGACGAUGGAAAUCGUUGGUGCCGUUCGUCUACGACUGGUUCGCGCACACGCGCACGUCCUGGCCGUCGCUGAGCGCGCGAUGGGGGGAGGUGGUGGACGCGAACGCGUACAGGUCGCGCCAACGCGUGUACGUCACCGAGCAAACCGAGGGCGAGGACGGGCGGACGGGGAAACCGAUGCCGAACACGAUAUUGGUGUGUCAGGCGGAGGUGCUGCGACCGCGCGUGGCGGCGGCGGAACACAUGAUCUUCGACGAACACAGCAAGUCGCCGGCGCUGCGAAAGGAAAAGGCGCUGUGGCACCCGGGUGAGGUGAACCGGAUGCGGUGCGUGCCGGGACGGGAGAACGUGCUCAUGACGCACACGGAUGCGCCGGAGGUGUUCGUGUUCGAUGCGAGUGGGCCGGGGGGGAAGCAGAACUCGUUGAAGCGGGCGGACGGGACGCAGUACACGCCGCCCGCGAUGUGUCUGCGCGGACAUAAAGAGAACGCGGAAUACGCGCUGGCGAUCUCGCAGAAGGGCGAGGUGGUGGCGAGCGGUGGGAAGGAUGGAAUGGUGAUGAUUUGGGAGCUCGCAGACGCGAACAAAGGGGGUGGGAAGAAGGAGGAUGGAGGGGUCGGCGCGCCCGUCGUGGGCGGCGGCUUGAGCUCGACGGAGCUCGCCAGGCACACGUGCGUGUGGGCCCGUUGCGAGCUCGCCGGUCACACGGACACGAUCGAGGACGUGUGCUUUAACCCGCAGAAUGAGAAGGAGCUCUGCUCGGUCGGGGACGAUCGAGCGAUGUUUUUUUGGGACACGAGAACGAAGAAGGCGACGGGGUUCGCAAAUGGCGCGCACAGCGACGACGUGCACUGCGUCGGAUGGAGCGCGCACGACGAGCACGUCGUCGUCACCGGUGGUAAGGACACGGUGGUUAAGGUUUGGGAUCGACGUAUGCUCACGAAUGGGUCGAACGAGGCGAUGCACACGUUCGACACGCAUACCGAUAGCGUCCUUUGCGUGGAUAUGCACCCACACGCCAAGGGGGUCUUCAUGACCGCGGACGAGGUCGGGCGCGUGAACGUGUUCGAUUACACGAAAGUGGGCGCGGAACAAACCCCUGAGCUUGCCAAGGCGGGCGCACCUUACCUCGUUCUUCAGCACAGUGGACAUCGCGGAACUGUUUGGGACAUUCAGUGGAACCCCUACGAUCCGUGGACGGUGUGCUCGACCUCGGUGGGAGAUUUUCAAAACACCUUGCAGCUCUGGCGCGUGAAUGAUAUGAUCUAUCGCGACACCGAAGAGUGCAUCAGGGAGCUCGAACAACAUCGGGACAUCAUUUGUGGACGUCAGGCGCCACUGAAGUCGAAGGACGCCGCGCAGGAGAACAAGGAGGAUAGCGAAGGCGCGGCAGAGAAAGACGACGCAAGCGGCGCAGACGCAGACGACGCGAUGGAGGAAUGA